This is a messenger RNA of Ustilaginoidea virens, 1308 nucleotides long. RefSeq lists its product as uncharacterized. The transcript has 3 exons. The record is from RefSeq and is a predicted model, not a curated record. Lineage: Eukaryota; Fungi; Ascomycota; Sordariomycetes; Hypocreales; Clavicipitaceae. The coding region runs from base 1 to 1308 and encodes 435 amino acids. Gene Ontology annotation, molecular function: dol-P-Man:Man(5)GlcNAc(2)-PP-Dol alpha-1,3-mannosyltransferase activity. Gene Ontology annotation, cellular component: endoplasmic reticulum.
AUGGCGCGACCGGGCCAGCCUCUGUAUAAACGAGCCUGGCAUUUUGCGCUGGACGUUGCAAGCGGUCGACAUGCUCUGUCGAAGCUGGUUCCUAUGGCUCUGUGGGCAGCCGAUGCUGCGCUCUGUGCCGUGGUUAUCUGGAAAAUCCCGUACACCGAAAUCGACUGGGUUGCGUAUAUGGAGCAGGUUGCCCAGGUUGUCUCGGGGGAACGAGAUUACACAAAAAUCAAAGGUGGCACGGGGCCGCUGGUUUAUCCAGCUGCUCAUGUCUACACGUACACGGGGCUUUACUACCUGACGAACCACGGGAAGGACAUUCUUCAUGCCCAGCAGAUAUUUGCAGCUCUUUAUCUGGCGACGCUGGCAGUGGUCAUGCUGUGUUAUUGGCAAGCCAAGGUCCCGCCAUACAUCUUUCCACUGUUGAUCCUAUCCAAACGCCUCCAUAGCGUCUUCCUUCUCCGAUGCUUCAACGACUGCUUUGCCACCUUUUUUUUCUGGCUAGCACUAUUCUGCUUCCAGAAAAGACAGUGGACGCUGGGCAGCCUUGCGUACAGCUGGGGCCUGGGCAUCAAGAUGUCCCUGCUGCUUUCCCUUCCGGCCGUCGCCGUCGUGCUUCUUCUCGGAAGAGGGUUUGGCGGCAGUCUUCGCCUGGCCGCCCUCAUGGCGCAGCUGCAGCUUGCCAUGGCGGUUCCGUUCCUGUCGACAAAUUGGAAAGGGUACUUGGGGAGGGCCUUUGAGCUUUCACGGCAGUUCAAGUUUGAAUGGACAGUGAAUUGGCGCAUGCUGGGGGAAGGCUUGUUCCUGAGCAAGCAUUUCGCCCUGACGCUUCUAGUCCUGCACGCAUUGGUGCUCCUCGUCUUCAUCAGCGCCAGGUGGCUCCGGCCGGCGAACCGAUCAAUGGCGUCGUUGAUGCCGCCCAUGCUCCGCGGCAAAUCACCUUUUAGCAAGUCGGAGCAAGUCUGGGUUUCCAAGCGAGUGACUCCCGAGUACGUCAUGACGACAAUUCUCUCGGCCAACGUCAUUGGCCUCCUUUUUGCUAGAUCUCUGCACUACCAGUUCUAUGCGUACCUAGCCUGGGCAACUCCGUAUCUGCUGUGGAGGGCCUGGCCGUACACGCCUGCCGUCUACCUGCUGUGGGCGGUGCAAGAAGCCGCUUGGAAUACAUUCCCGAGCACAGAUCUCAGCUCGGCGGCAGCGGUAAACGUGCUCGUGGUAACGGUUGUCCUGGUCUAUUUCAAGGCCGUCGAUCCCGCCAAGCCUGGAGGGCCCGACCAUUCGGCGGGGACUACAACAAAGAAGACGCGGUAA